CGCCUGGAACUUUUAGCCUGUCGCCAUUUUGCUCCCAGAAACGAGGAGAAGUGAAGAGGUUAUUCUGUGAAAAUCAGCUCAUCGCGCGUCAGGUGUUGAAUCAUUUCUUUUGUUACAGUCACAGUUCUUCUGUCUGAGGAGAGAAAAUGGCGAGUCCAGGUAAAGAGAGCUUUCGUCUGAAGAGCUACAAGAACAACUCUCUGAACCCCCAAGAGAUGAGACGCAGGAGAGAAGAGGAGGGGGUGCAGCUGCGGAAACAGAAGAGAGAGGAACAGUUGUUCAAAAGGAGGAACGUGUCUCUCCCAAACGAUGAGUCGAUGUCUGAGUGUCCGAUCCAGGAUCCAGACAUCAGCACCACCGUCCCCAUGGCCGGGGACGCUAUGAUCUCUCCAGACAUGAUUCAGAUGAUCCUCUCUGACGUUCCAGACCAACAGCUCCUCGCCACACAGAAGUUCAGGAAGCUUCUGUCCAAAGAGCCAAACCCACCCAUAGACGAGGUCAUCGCCACUCCAGGAGUCGUGAGCAGAUUCGUCGAGUUCCUCCAAAGAACCGAGAACUGUACUCUGCAGUUCGAGGCGGCGUGGGCUCUCACAAACAUCGCCUCUGGGACUUUUCUUCACACUAAGGUCGUCAUCGAGACCGGAGCUGUGCCCAUCUUCAUCAAACUCCUCAACUCUGAGUACGAAGACGUUCAGGAACAAGCGGUGUGGGCUUUGGGGAACAUUGCUGGAGAUAACGCUGAGUGCAGAGACUAUGUGCUGGACUGUGGGAUCCUGCCGUCACUGCAGCAACUCUUGGACAAGUCAACACGACUUACUACAACCAGAAACGCUGUGUGGGCUCUGUCCAAUCUGUGCAGAGGCAAGAACCCACCUCCAGACUUCAACAAGGUGUGUCCUUGCCUCAGUAUCCUGUCUCGUCUCCUCUUCAGCAGUGAUUCAGAUGUUUUGGCAGAUGCCUGCUGGGCCCUGUCCUAUCUGUCCGACGGCCCCAAUGACAAAAUACAGACUGUUAUCGACUCUGGGGUCUGUCGCCGUCUAGUGGAGCUACUCAUGCACAGUGAUUAUAAAGUGGUGUCUCCUGCUCUUCGUGCUGUGGGGAACAUAGUGACAGGAGACGACAUUCAGACACAGGUGAUACUGAACUGCUCUGCGCUGCCCUGUCUCCUGCACCUCCUCAGCAGCCCCAAAGAGUCCAUCAAGAAGGAGGCGUGUUGGACUGUGUCAAACAUCACAGCUGGAAACAAGGCGCAGAUACAGAACGUGAUCGACUCAAACAUCUUCCCAGUUUUGAUCGAAAUCCUUCAGAAGGCAGAGUUCAGAACGAGGAAAGAGGCGGCCUGGGCCAUCACCAACGCCACAUCCGGAGGAACCGCCGCACAAAUCAGAUAUCUGGUCUCUCUGAACGUGAUCAAGCCGCUGUGUGACCUUCUGACGGUGAUGGACUCAAAGAUCGUGCAGGUCUCUCUGAGCGGGUUGGAGAACAUCCUGAGACUCGGAGAGAAGGAGGCCAAGAAGAACGGCUCCGGCAUCAACCCGUACUGCGCCCUCAUUGAGGAGGCUUACGGACUCGACAAGAUCGAGUUUCUUCAGGGCCAUGAAAACCAAGAGAUUUACCAGAAAGCAUUUGACCUGAUCGAGCGAUACUUCGGUGUCGAGGAAGAGGACUCCAAUCUGGCCCCGCAGGUCGACCAAAACCAGGGGCAGUUCCUUUUCCAGCAGCAAGAGGGCCCCAGAGAGGGAUUUCAACUUUAACUCCAGGCUCCAACUACCACCAGGUCCACACAAAUCUGAGUCGGAUCGCUCGUCUUUGGUAAUGUCUCUCCAAAUUCACUUGUACGAUGCCACGACGCAAACGAUUUAAAGUGAAGGACAAAAUGGGAUGAGAUCAGCCACAACAUGAAAACGUGAACCAGAUGGACUCAUAAAAAAUCUUCAACAGUUGUAGAUUUUUGGACUUGCUGCGUGACAUGCUUUUCUGUGUCUUGAAUGUGAAUCUACCUCCUCCAAUCGUCCAAGAAGUAAAAGAUGACACCGUGACCCCUGCCAAGGCACUGGUCCUAUCUCGCAAUGACAAAAAGCCUUUUUAGUGCCCAGAUCUGAAGUGAAGCCCACAUGGUUUUACAGAGUUAAAUGUAAGGAUCAGUUUGGUAAAGAAGCUACAAGACCAGAAAAGGCUCAGGUAAGAUAAACAUUUUCAACGAUAAUCUGACCGAAACCAGAGGCCUGCACGAAGGUUUAACCUGAAGCUGUCUGCAAGGACUAAACCAGGUCCAGACCAGAGCGGAACAGGGUCUGAACCCAGGACUAAACCAGGACUAAGCAAGGACAGAAACCACUCUGAUCUAGGUCUAAACCCGGACUAAUCCAGAUCCAAACCAGAUCUAAACCAGAACUAAGGGAUCGCAGCAAAGACUAAAUCAGUUCCUAGCCAGGAUGGAGCCUGGUUUGAACCCAGGACUAAACCAGAACUAAACCAGGACUAACCCAUUUCCAGCAGAUCUCAGCAGGACUGGAGUGGAUCCCAACCAGGACUAAACUGGACUUUGGAGGGGGCUGUAUUUAUUGCUCUAGUUUCUUUUUCUUUUUAAACCCAUGAGGUCAUGACUCCAAACCCAGGCUUCAAACUGCACAAAACAAAUGCAAGUUUCUCUAAUGUCCACGUGGGGGCGCCACACAGCUGCAGGGAGUGAAUGUGUGGACAUGAUCUUUAGCUCAAGGAAAACCACAGUUUCAAUUUUUGUCCAGUCAAAUGUUUUACCAAAUCCACGGCCAGAUGUGUCCUUUUGUUCUUUUUGUUUUGAAACGGUCACUGUUCAAAUCACUUUGUGGAGAAUAAACCAUGUAACUCCAAAAUCUAAACUCUGAGAUGUUAUGAGGCCUGUCACAUUUUAAAGUACCAUAUUUAGCAAAGAGAUAAAUGAGAAUACUGAAACUAAUCUAAUAAGAUUAUCUCCAAAAUCUAUUCUAAAUGUUUAGUAAGGUUAAAAACAUAAGCUGCAGAAUCAAACACUUUAGUACAAACAAACAAACGCUCCCCUUUAUACAAACAGCACUGACCCCAAGCUGCAUCGAUCUGUCGUGUAUCGAGUGAUAAGUCAAUGUAGUUGUCUUGGAGACAGGCCUGAUGCCGUGAGAGCUGUGAGAGCUGUGUGAGCCGGAAUCACGUUUUGUGCUCUUCGUACUAAAGUGUUUAAAGCUUUGUGUGUGUUCUUUAGGCAGCACAGGACAAAACCAAAUAUCGACCUGUGCUGGAGAUGUCAGGCCGAUAGCCCAUUCAGUAAACAGUGCAAAUAUCGGUCUGUCGCUAGUAAAAAUAAUUUCCACAAAAAUAUCUUUUGUGACAAUGUGCAGCGCUGUUUCUGUUAUUUUUCGUGGAUCAGAUGAACUUGAUCUUGAUGAUUCUUUGAUAUUAAUAAAAAUGUCAUAAAAGUCUGAGAUUCCUCCAGUUUGAGGGUCGACAUUUAAAGUGAUUCUAAUGUGACUGUAUUUGUUUAUAAAGCUUCUGUAGAGCUGAAUGUGUUUGUCAUCACAUUAAAGGGCUGAUGCCACAUGGCCCAGUCACAAGUCAGAUCUAUGGAGAUUCGACCUUAAAAAUUAAAAAGGUGAUUUUAAAAUAAUUUGUGGUAAAAAUAGAAUUGGAAUUUUGAAUUGGUGUGACUUAUUUGGUCAAAUCUCUGCUACGUUGGUUGUAUUUAUUUCCGGCUUUUUUCAGUUUUUGUUUUGUGUUUUAUUUUUUUUCGUAUCAGGGCAAAGGUGUGUCAUAGUUUUUCUUUUGUUUGAUUUUUAGAAAAGUGAAUCUAUAAAUUAUUUUCAGAUGUUUCUUGUACAGAAUAAAUGAGACUGUACGAUCGGCUUU
Periophthalmus magnuspinnatus is the source of this 3858-nucleotide messenger RNA. RefSeq names its product karyopherin alpha 5 (importin alpha 6) (gene kpna5). Gene Ontology annotation, molecular function: nuclear import signal receptor activity; protein binding. The record is from RefSeq and is a predicted model, not a curated record. The transcript is spliced from 14 exons. NCBI's taxonomy places the organism in Eukaryota, Metazoa, Chordata, Actinopteri, Gobiiformes, Gobiidae. Gene Ontology annotation, cellular component: nucleoplasm; nucleus; cytoplasm. Bases 147 to 1754 code for a protein of 535 amino acids. Gene Ontology annotation, biological process: NLS-bearing protein import into nucleus.